Messenger RNA from Aplysia californica (California sea hare), 1740 nucleotides. RefSeq names its product ammonium transporter Rh type A. Gene Ontology annotation, biological process: ammonium homeostasis; ammonium transmembrane transport. Lineage: Eukaryota; Metazoa; Mollusca; Gastropoda; Aplysiida; Aplysiidae. Gene Ontology annotation, molecular function: ammonium channel activity. The record is from RefSeq and is a predicted model, not a curated record. Gene Ontology annotation, cellular component: plasma membrane.
AGCCGCCUCGGAACUUUGCGACCAGUGUCCAUAUAAAAGAGGGGGGCGGGUCAUGGGCGAGCUGAUAUUCCACAUCAACUUCAAGUCCUAACAGCCAGCCGCUUCUUACGGUUCUCAAACGGUUCGCGUUUUCCUUUUUUUUUCAAUCGUCAUAUGAAUGUCUCAUGGGCGUUAUCCAAAUAUUUUUUUAAGACAACGCUUACAAGAGAAAGAGAGUGUCUUGCCAACGAAAAAAUAAGUGAAGGGCCAGCUUUUUGUCUGAGAGGAAAAGGAGACACCAAUCUGGCAAACCUUGUAGGAACCAAGCUGUGUCCACAUCAACAACAUUUCCUGAAUUUGUCAUAAACUCUCAGAAAACCUGGACAAUAUACUAGCUGCCAAAGUGAGAACAAUAAUAUUAGAUUUCGUGAACUGUCAGAAACCAAUACUGAGAGAGUUUAGGUUGACAAAAAGAUAGUGCUGCACCACUAAACAUCGAAAAAGGCACUCGUUUUCAGUGUUUCUACGAGCGAACUGAGAACCUUUGUUGUCCCAGGGUGCGAAUAGAGAACGUUUGUUGCCAAAAUGGGUAUUCGUUUGAGAGGUAUCAAGUUCGGCAGUAUCAUCCUGAUUCUUCAGGUGGUCUUCAUCAUCCUCAUCGGGGUCCUGGCAGACUACCACUCCACAGACCACAUCCAGACCUCCUCCUACCCCUACCCCAACUUCCAGGAUGUGAACGUCAUGAUCUUCAUCGGCUUCGGUUUCCUAAUGACCUUCCUCAAGAACUACGGCUUCAGCUCUGUGGGCGUGAACCUGCUCAUCGCUGUCGUGUGUAUCCAGUGGUCCUUCAUCGUGAGGGGCUUUAUCCACGCUGACGUGCUGGGAGGGGACGGGUUCAAGCUGGGGGUGCCUGAGCACUGUGUUUCUCUGGAUCUACUGGCCUUCCUUCAACGGCGGUUUCGACCCUGUCUACAAAGAGCGCGCCUACCUUAACACUUUCCUGUCUCUGUGCGCGUGCACCGCCGUCACGUUCGCUGUGUCGGCAAUGCUGGACAAGCGCGGACGAUUCGAUAUGGUUCAUAUCCAAAACUCCACCCUGGCAGGGGGCGUGGCUGUAGGGGCGUCUGCCAACAUGCCCAUGAAACCUUUCGGCUCCAUGAUCUUCGGCGCUGUGGCGGGCCUGAUAAGUGUCCUGGGCUACAAGUUUCUGUCUGCUUCAUCAUGAAGCUGCCCAUCUGGGACGCCCCUAAGGAGGACAGCCUGUUCGAUGACGUGGACAACUGGGAGCUGCCAGAAGAGGGCGUGCCAGGAGCUGUGAGGCCCAACCACUACAAGGUUUCCGAGGGGAACCCAGAAUCGCCCAUCCGGGAAAAACUACUAUCUACCACUACCACACCAGGGGCGACAACUCUCACACAGUAACACCCACGUCUACAGAAAAAAAGGAGACCGUCAGAGAUGAUGUCACUGUCACUGUCAGCACUCGCCUACCUACUAAUAAAUAACGUCACUGCACCUCUUAUUUCUAAACGUAAAUUGUAUACAGCGUGGAGAUGUCUAAGACAGCCACCCAUUCUCCGGCAGAAUAGUGGUUGUCUUUGUCUUAGACAGGUGGGCGUCUUGCACAGCGACAUUAUAAAAAUGUAACAGGCUACGUAAUGUAAAAAGAAUCGCAAAGUGGGAAAUGGGAUGGUCGUUUGUGCAGGUGUAACUGUACUUUAAAAAAAAUUACUUUCGAGACCCAUUAGCUCUUGAAUGAAA